CCAAGGCCUCCUAAGCUCACCAUCAUGACAAGAGGCCAACCUAUCGCCGUCCUCGACGCAGGGAACAUGGCGGUUAAUCAGUUGUUCAUUGUCUGGCCAUGCGCUCACUCGACUCUGACCUCUUAUAACCCAUUCUCGAUACGGUUUGAUUGAUUCUCUCUACUCUGUUCUAAUUCACUAGCCGUCUAUCCCUCCAUCCUUGAAUGAAUGACCCUAUCUGAACUGCUUCUCGAGUUCGUCUCCUCCUCCAGCCAGCGUCCUGUGGACUUGUUGUGUUUCUGUUUGUUUAUUUCGUGAUUCUCAAAUUGGUCAUCUAUCUCUUUUCAUUUCCCAUUGCGUGUCUGGAGCCCUUCUACCAUGGCGCAACAGUACCAGAAUCACGGAGGAUACUUUCCUCCGCCUCCCGACAGUAGUCAAUCAUUCCCUCCCCCACCAACACAACCUCAAUCCCAACCACAGUUCUUCCCGCCUCCUCCAAGUUCUCCUCCCAAUGGUGUAUCACCAUCGUUUCCCCCUCCUCCAGCACAAGCGACCCCACCGCCGCUACAACAGCCUACCGCCAAAAAGCCCUACAACUACAGCACGGUACCAGCAUCGGCGCCGGCGCACCGUACCACCUUUGACCACAAGGCUAUUGCCUCACAUUACCGCCAACCGUCAUACAAUGGAGAGCAGCAAGCGACGCCGGUGCCAGAAUACCAAGAAGAACCUGUGCAGCAGUCAACGGGAGUAACGUCGCCUCGGUUCGCCAAAUUCAAAGGCGACGCAAGCGCGAUUGUGGCUGAAGUUGGAAACAUGAUGAAAGGGCCGGACGAGAGGUCGACGAUUGUGGCCGGAGUGCCGCGAGCAGAACUAUUCCAAGGAGCACAAGCCACAUCAACGGCCGACGACGUAGGCACAUUCAACGGAGGUAGCUACCGUAUCUCACACCGCGAUACCAAUUCGGUGUUGACCAUUCAGCUGGCCGUUGGAUGUCCGUUGAUCGCCAGACCGGGCGCCAUGAUCGCCAUGUCGCCCUCGGUCAGCCUUCGCGGCGCCGUCAAGUUCUCCAUGAAGAAACUCUUCAUUGGUGACAUGACUCAUUCGACCUUUACAGGUCCCGGCGAGGUUCUGUUGGCCCCUAGCGCACUCGGCGACCUUAGCAUCCUCCGUCUAGGGGGUCAAGACACCUGGUUCGUCGGUCGCGACGCCUUCUUGUGCUCGACCCAGGGCAUUAUCAAGGAAUACAAGAACCAAGGUAUCAGUAAGGCCAUGUUCUCUGGCGAGGGUCUCUUUGUCUAUCGCAUGACCGGUCAGGGUCUCUUGUGGGUCAGCACUUUUGGCGCUAUUCUAAGGAAGGAUUUGAUUGACGGAGAAAAGUACAUCAUUGACAACAAUCAUCUGGUCGCCUGGAACUGCAAGUACAUUAUGGAACGUGUCGCCAGUGGUGGUAUUGUUUCCGGCUUCACGAGCGGUGAGGGUCUCGUGUGUAAGUUUACCGGUCCCGGCACGGUCUUCAUGCAGACCAGGAAUCCCAAUGCCUUCAAUGCAUACAUCACUGGUGCUAGCACCAGGGAUUUGUGAUGAAAAGGCUUGCUGGUUGCAGGUGAGAUUGACGAGCAUGGGGAUGGGGAUGAGGAUGGGAUAGUCCACACAUAUGGCGGCAUUGCAUGGAGGAGAUGCUCUGGUUUCAUUUGAGUUCAUAUGUUAUAGUCAUAUAUAUUUAUAUGUCAUAAUGAGGAAAUGAG
Molecule: messenger RNA, 1727 nt
Organism: Exophiala mesophila
Lineage: Eukaryota; Fungi; Ascomycota; Eurotiomycetes; Chaetothyriales; Herpotrichiellaceae
Exons: 4
Coding region: 358-1563 (401 amino acids)
Source: RefSeq, a predicted model, not a curated record